This is a messenger RNA of Rhagoletis zephyria (snowberry fruit fly), 1200 nucleotides long. The record is from RefSeq and is a predicted model, not a curated record. Lineage: Eukaryota; Metazoa; Arthropoda; Insecta; Diptera; Tephritidae.
AUGAAGUUAGUGAAAAAGUACAUCGACUACAAGACCAAAGAGGGGUAUGUCGUCCUCAUACCGGAAGAGGACGAGGACAUGUGGCACGUCUACAACCUCCUGCAGGAAGGGGACAGUCUGCGGGCGAGUACCCUUCGAAAGGUGGUCACCGAGUCGGGAACGGGCACGACGGCGGCUAACAAGGUGCGCACCAUGCUCACAAUCGCCAUCGAGAGCAUCGACUACGACUUUGAGGGCUGUCUGCUGCGGGUGAAGGGGAAGAAUGUGGAGGAGAACCAGUACGUGAAACUGGGGCAGUACCACACCAUCGACAUUGAGUUGAAUCGGAAGUUUACGCUGAAGAAGGAGGAGUGGGACCUCUACUCGAUGCACCGUCUCGAGUUGGCCUGUGAUCCCAGCAAGAGCGCCGACCUGGCCGCCAUUGUCAUGGAUGAAGGAAUCGCCCACGUCUGUCUGGUGAUGCCGUCGAUGACGCUGGUGCGCUCCAAGAUUGACAUGCACAUUCCGCGAAAGAGGAAGGGCCACUGCGAUCAGCACGACAAGGGCAUGGACAAGUUCUUUGAGCAGGUGAUUCAGGCGCUGCUGCGACAUGUCGACUUUGAGGUAGUCAAGUGCAUCCUCAUUGCCAGCCCUGGCUUCGUCAAGGACCGCUUCUUCACGUACCUGAUGGCGCAGGCGGCGAAGACGGACAACAAGACGCUGCUGGACAAUCGGGCCAAGUUUGUUCUCUGCCAUGCCAGUUCUGGCUUCAAGCACUCGCUGCGAGAGGUGCUCGCCGAUCCGCUGCUGCAGAGUCGCCUCUCUGAUACAAAGGCCGCCGAGGAGGUGAAAGCGUUGGCCGCCUUUCACACCAUGCUCGCCCUCGACCCGUCGAAAGCUUUCUACGGGCCGAAUCACGUGGAAAAGGCGGCGGAGGCGCAGGCGAUUGAGACGCUGCUCAUCUCAGAUCGGCUCUUUCGCGUGAAGAACAUUGAGAAGCGGAGGCGGUUCAUCCGCCUGGUGGAGAGUGUCAGGGAGUUUGGCGGCGACGUGAAGAUCUUUAGCAGUCUGCACGUGUCUGGAGAGCAACUUGAUCAGCUUACGGGCAUUGCCGCCAUUCUUCGCUUUCCCAUUGCCGAUCUGGAUGAUGAGGAGCUGGAGGAUGAGGAGGAGGAAGAUGGUGGUGCUGAUGCUCAGGGCGGGGAAGAGGGGGCGAAAUAA